Molecule: messenger RNA, 4007 nt
Organism: Cryptomeria japonica (Japanese cedar)
Lineage: Eukaryota; Viridiplantae; Streptophyta; Pinopsida; Cupressales; Cupressaceae
Product: AT-rich interactive domain-containing protein 2
Exons: 7
Coding region: 1261-3186 (641 amino acids)
Molecular function (GO): DNA binding
Source: RefSeq, a predicted model, not a curated record
UAUUUUAUCCUCCUUGGACAAACCCAUCAUAUUCUAUAAUAAAAGUUGAAUCUAGGUCUCACUUUGCACCACACCUCAUCAACAAUUUGGGAUCAAAACCCUUCGAUUGACCUUUCAUUGCCAAGAGAUCAUUUUCCAUUACCAUCUAUUACAUAAUCAUUCUAAACCACUUCAGCAGACCCUUGGAUUUUCUUGUUUAGACGCCUCUGUUUUAUCUUUUCUUUUCUUUUUUUUUUCAUUUACAAGGAUGAUCAAGGUUUUUUUUUUAUAAUAAUAGAUAGGGCCUAAACAAGACUCUAAGCCGAGCCCGAAAUCUGCUGACAUUCUUAGCGGGCUCCCAUCAAAACGGUCCCGAUCAAACCGAAAUUUUUGCAUUUCCCGCUUUCAAUUCUAUUUCUUCCAGAAUACAAAUCUUCUUCAGUUUUUAUUUUUAUUUUUUGUCGGAUUGAAAUCUCAAUCCCUCCACUGUCUGCACAGCUCAAAUUUCAUAUUUCCACUGUUUAAGACUUUUUCAACGGAUCCGAUUUAUUGUUUUUAAAUCUGAAGCUUCUUUUGAACACUGAAAAAAAAAAGCAAUAAAUUUUGUGGGCAAGGGCGAAAAGGCGUGAAAAAUCAGAAGGGUCCCGAGAAUUCUGUAUCAUAAUUGAAUUGUCUGAGGAGAAAUCAGAGAACUGGAGGAGUUGAACUUAAAGGCUCUAUGUUUUAGUGCUUAUUAUUUAGUUGCUGAUCUUUUGAAGUUAAGUGGAGUAAUCAGAGAACUGGAGGAUUUACUUCUGAAAGAUUUUAUGGUUUGGAUGCUUUUUAUUUAGCUGGCGGUUGUUUAAAGAUGAGGCAAAUUUUGUGUAGAGAAGUCAGGAAUCUGUCUUGAACGGCUCUAUGUUGCGUAUGUUUUUCAUUCUGCUACUUUUUUUUUGAAGAUAAGGCUUAUUUACUAGGAAGCUGAGAAUUCCUCUAAAUGUCAGGGCACUGGAUGGUUUGUGCCUGAAAAAUUAUAGGAAACUAGAGGAGCUGGUCAUGGAAAGCUCAGUGUUUAGGAUUUGUUUUAUUCAGUUGCUGGUUACCUGAAGAUAAAGUUUAAAACAUAAUCAAAUGAGUUUUAUUCAGAACUCUGCCAGAGAUUCAAAUUUUAUGUGAAGAAAUCAGGCAGGUAGAGGUUUUACUCCUGAAAUACUCAAGUUUUGAAUGCUUUUUUAUUCGGCUGCUGGUUGUGCAAAAUACAAGUAAAACUUUUGAAGGAGUUCGGCAUUGGGUGUUAGAGGCAUGCCACCUUGUCUUCGCCCAAGUUCAGAUUUGGUCCCUGGUAUUCAAACAGUUUUGUCUGCUCCUUUCUCAAUGGCCGAAUGGCAUUCAUCUACGAAUGAGGACUUAAGGGCCAGUUUUCCGGAUCCUUCGGUUAUGCCUACACCAUCUACUCCUCAGUCAGACUCAUGGGUGAAUUUGCCUCAUAGGGAUGAGCAAAGAGAGUUGUUUGAUCAAGCCCUAGUCGCAUGCUGGAAGGAACUUCCACAGGCACAAGGCAGGCCUAAGGUGCCGAUUAUUUCAGAUGGCAAGACAGUCGAUCUUUAUAAGCUUUCAAACAAUGUUAAGAAGAAAGGUGGGUAUGAUUGGGUUUCUGCAAAUAAAAUGUGGGUAUUAGUGGCAGGGGAUUUAGGAUUUGGUCCAGAAUGUGGGCCAACUCUAAAGUUAGUUUAUGUAAAGUACUUGAAGCAAGUAGACAUUUGGCUGCAGAGACUAAGCAAUUCAACAUUCAAUGGAGCAAGUUUAAAUCUCCAACAAGAGAAGAGGAACGGCCAUCGCUUUUUGUUGUCAGAUCCAGUACAAAAUACUCAAACUCAACAUGCUGAUUCUGUUUAUGGUACUGGACUUCCAGAAUCUCCUAUUGUCAUAUUGGACAGUAAUGAACCCAGUGAUGACUUGCAGGGGACAUAUAAUGGUAAGAGAAAGUAUGAUUCAUUUUUAGGCUUAUUGAAAUGGAUUAAGAGGGUUGCAAGAAAUCCCUGUGGUUCCAUUAUAAGGCAAGGUGUGGAUUUCUCUAGCCACAGUGAGGAGUGGGUUCAAGAAUGCUGGAUUCAAGCAAUUAGGGCUCGUGCAGUUUUAUGCCUUCAAAAUGAGGAUCGUCUUUCUGGGGAAGUGCUAUAUGGCCAGAAGAAGCAGAAGGUUCAUCCAUCACUUUAUGAAGAGUCACAUACAGCCAAUCAUCAACCUUUAGACAGAUUGAGGGCAACUGAUAGGCGUUUAGCACUAUAUGUUUCUUCUGCUUCAACUAGCAUGGAUUCCCAAUCUAUACAGUAUUUUCCAAGGUCCUCUAAUGUUGGUAAUAGCACAUCUGUUUCCAGUUUACUUUAUUUAGAGCGUAUAUCAAGGAGGAGGAUCCCAAUCAGCCCAAACAACCAGGCUAUUGUUCCUUCUUGGAAUGGCCCAAAGAAAUGUGCUGGAAGUGGGGAUAGUAUUUCUGUUGAAGUAGACUUGAAUUUGGAUGCAUUUAAAUGGCUAGGUACAAAGGUUUGGCCUCCAGAAGGUGGUCAAAUGAUGGUAAACAAGGACAGGAUUGGGAAAGGUAGACCUGGUAGAUGCCUUUGUUUUUUCCCUGGUUCCAUAGAGUGUGUUAGAUUGCAUAUCCGAGAAGAAAGAGACAAGUUGAAGUCAGAGUUAGGGUCUGCCUUCUUUUCUUGGAGAUUCGAUGACAUGGGGGAAGACGCCUCCAUGUUAUGGACACCAGAAGAGGAGAGGAAAUUCAGAGCAUUGGUUAGACUUAAUCCUGUUUCACUAAAAAGGAAUUUUUGGCACCAUCUAUCAGCAUGUUUCCCCUCCAAAAGCAUGGAAUUGCUGGUUUGUUAUUAUUUCAAUGUGUUUGUUUUAAGACGGAGAACACUUCAGAAUAGGGUUAAGCCGGAAAAGAUAGACAGUGAUGAUGAUGAAUCUGAAUUUGGUUCUGUUGAGAACUUGAAUAUGGAUGGACUUGUUUUGUCUGGAAUGAGAACUGGUCAUCUGUUGCCAAGGGGAAACUAUUCAGGUGAAACGUCUGGAACUUUAAUUUGUCAGCAAAACAUGCAGUACAAUGAUUUUGAUGUCUUUGGGGGACCUUUUGAAGGCGGUCGGAAUGGAAAGGACAUCCAAAAUGAACAUGGUGUACAGCACUUGCGUUACAAUGUAGCAGAAAGGGGCUUAAAUCAGGGUGGGACAUAAGCAUAAUGUGUCAAUUGUGUGUUCUUUGAUUUAUUAAGUUGCCAUCUUGGAGGUUGAUAGUUGCUUCAGAUUUGAGUACUGAUGGUGGAAGAAUGGUUGAUUAAUGCUUGGAUUCACUUGAAGUCAAUAUCCUGGAAGAAUGUGAAGGAAGCAGAGAUCCGCUAGACAUAUUAAGCCACUGCUUGCUGUCAAUGACUUGAUGGUAGAUGAGUAAGAUCCACAAUGGUUUUGGUCACUGACAAUGUACUGGAAGUGUACAUCUCCUUGGCAUUGCAGCCAUAUCUUAGUUAGUGUCUGGGCAGUGAUUGUCCUCUGGAAGUCGACUGGGGAGAUGCUCUUUUAGUUGGAAGAAAAGCAACGUCUUUCUGGUUUGACAUUCGUGAUUUGUGCUUUCAGUUGGAGGACUGAGUUUUGUGGUCUUAUUUAGAUGCUUCCAUAGUACAGCGAUAUUGAAUCCAUUUUGGGAAGAUCCUUUUGAAGAACAAUGGUUAAUUCCUCCAAUUGUGGAGUGUCCAAGCAUUAACUGAAUUCCAUUAGUCUACUUUCAUUUGUUUAUCGGUUGAUAAUUACUGAGAUCAAAUUCUUUCUCAUAUCACUAAAUGAUAUCUAAGAGGGACGAUGUUAUAAACUAAUCAUCUCCUUUUAAAAACCUCCUAGAUAUAUUCGAGUGUAUGAGAAUGUCGUUCACAGAGGGCUUGUUUUGACACAUGAAUGUGACAUUUGACAACAUGCAAAGUUCUGUUUAUAUACUGAAAGCUUUGAUUAAUUGGAAAGUCUGACUAUUGUUGUUUAUUGAAUCAAUAAGAGACAGAGUUCAAUCA